This is a messenger RNA of Sphaeroforma arctica JP610, 223 nucleotides long. RefSeq lists its product as hypothetical. The annotation marks the transcript as partial. The record is from RefSeq and is a predicted model, not a curated record. Gene Ontology annotation, molecular function: DNA topoisomerase type I (single strand cut, ATP-independent) activity; DNA binding. Gene Ontology annotation, cellular component: nucleolus; chromosome. Gene Ontology annotation, biological process: DNA topological change; DNA replication; chromosome segregation. NCBI's taxonomy places the organism in Eukaryota, Ichthyosporea, Ichthyophonida. The transcript has a single exon.
GCACGUAUACAACCAGAGGACAUAUGUAUCAACAUUGGCCAGGGUGUGAAACCUCCCACGCCACCCGCAGGGCACAAGUGGAAGGAGGUCCGCCACGACGAUAAGGUGUCCUGGCUAGCCUCAUGGACAGAGAACAUCUGUGACAACAUUAAAUACGUCAUGCUCAACGCCCACAGUCGGAUGAAGGGGGUCAAUGAUUUCAAGAAAUACGAGAAGGCCAGGA